GUUGUUGACUUGAUGCUGGUCAACAACAACAGCUGCUUUGCCAGAAUCUAAACGUUGGAUGGCGAUGUGACGUGUACGUCAACCACCCGUGUGAGGUCUGAAACUUGUUGGAGUGUGUCCGCUGCUCGUCCAUGGUGCGGGUCUGAACAGGAGCACCAUGGCAAUGUGGAUCCAGGCCCAGCAGCUGCAGGGUGAGGCAUUGCACCAGAUGCAGGCUCUGUACGGCCAGCACUUCCCCAUUGAGGUGCGCCACUACCUGGCCCAGUGGAUUGAAUGCCAGCUCUGGGAUUCGGUGGAGUUGGACAACCCGGCAGAGGAAGCCAAAGCCAAGCGUCUGCUGGAAAACCUGGUAGGCGAGCUGCAGAAGAAAGCCCAGCUCCAGGGAGGAGAGGAUGGCUUCCUGCUCAAGAUCAAGCUGGGUCACUAUGCCAACCAGAUAAAGAGCACUUACGACCGCUGUCCUUUGGAGCUGGUGCGCUGCAUUAAACACAUCCUCCACUCAGAGCAACGGCUGGUUCAAGAAGCUACCGAUGCCAGCUGUGGGAGUGGGGUGCAGGCUAUGGACAGCCUGUCGCAGCGCCACCAGCAGAUAAACCAGUCCUUUGAAGAGCUCCGCCUGGCCACACAGGAGACGGAGAAUGAACUGAGAAAGCUGCAGCACAGCCAGGAGUACUUCAUCAUCCAGUACCAGGAGAACCUGCGCAUCCAGGCCCAGCUGAGCAGCCUGUCGUCGCUGCCUCAAGCUGAGCGCACCCAGCGGGAGACCACCCUACAGAGUAAGAGGACCACGGUGGAUGCCUGGCUCACCAGAGAGGCCAGCACAUUACAGAAAUACAGGCUUGACCUGUCAGAACAACACCAGAAGACCCUGUCCCUGCUGAGGAAACAGCAGACUCUGAUCCUGGAGGAGGAGCUCAUCCAGUGGAAGAGGAGGCAGCAACUGGCUGGCAACGGGGGUCCUCAUGAAGGGGGACUGGAUGUCUUGCAGUCCUGGUGUGAGAAGCUAGCUGACCUAAUCUGGCAGAACCGGCAGCAAAUUCGACGCUGUGAGCAUCUCACCAAGCAGCUUCCUCUGCCAGGCCCCAUGGAGGAGCUGCUGAGCAAACUCAAUGCCGACAUCACCGACAUCAUCUCUGCCCUAGUUACUAGUACCUUUAUCAUUGAAAAGCAGCCGCCCCAGGUCUUGAAGACCCAGACCAAGUUUGCAGCCACGGUGCGCCUCCUGGUGGGCGGGAAGCUUAACGUCCACAUGAAUCCCCCUCAGGUCAAGGCUGUCAUUGUUAGCGAGCAGCAGGCCAAAGCUCUGCUGAAGAAUGAGAGCACACACAGUGAAAGUAGUGGAGAAAUCCUGAACAACAACUGUGUAAUGGAGUAUCAGCAGGCAACUGGCACCCUCAGUGCACACUUCAGAAGCAUGUCAUUAAAGCGGAUCAAGCGGUCAGACCGGCGAGGUGCUGAGUCUGUGACGGAGGAGAAGUUCACCGUUCUGUUCGAAUCCCAAUUCAGCGUCGGGGGCAACGAGCUAGUCUUCCAUGUCAAAACCUUAUCGCUGCCCGUGGUAGUGAUCGUCCACGGCAGUCAGGACAACAACGCCACAGCCACUGUCCUGUGGGACAAUGCCUUUGCUGAGCUGGGCAGAGUGCCAUUUAUUGUGCCAGACAAGGUGCUGUGGCCCCAGCUGUGUGACACCCUUGAUACGAAGUACAAGGCAGAGAUGCACAGUGGGCGUGGCCUGUCGGAGGACAACAUGGUCUUCCUGGCACAAAAAGCUUUCACUAACAGCAGCAACAACCCUGAGGACUCCCGAAACAUGACCAUAUCCUGGGCCCAGUUCAACCGGGAGAGCUUACCUGGACGAAACUUUACCUUCUGGCAGUGGUUUGAUGGAGUUGUGGAGCUCAUGAAGAAACAUCUGAAACCUCACUGGAAUGAUGGAGCCAUCCUGGGCUUUGUUAAUAAGCAGCAAGCACAGGACAUGCUGCUGUCCAAACCCAACGGCACCUUCCUGCUGAGAUUCAGCGACUCUGAGAUUGGAGGCAUCACCAUCGCCUGGGUAGCUGAGAACCCCAACAAACCAGGUGAAAGGCUGGUCUGGAACCUGUUGCCUUAUACAACUAAGGACUUCUCUAUUCGAUCGUUGGCUGACCGCAUCAGUGACCUGAACCACCUACUGUUUCUCUACCCGGACCGGCCCAAAGACGAAGUCUUCGCCAAGUACUACACCCCCCCGCUUUCAAAAGCAGUGGACGGAUAUGUAAAACCGCAGAUCAAACAAGUUGUGCCAGAAUUCACCACCCCAAACCCUGAACCCAGUGGAGGAGCUCCUACCUUCAUGGACCAAACGGCUUCUCCCUCUGUGAGCCUCCCCAACAACUUUGGUGUCUUCCCUUCUAUGAGUGACACUAUUUUGGACCCAGAUGGAGAUUUUGACCUGGAUGACACGAUGGACGUGGCUCGCCAUGUGGAGGAGCUUCUCCGCAGGCCGAUGGCGAACCAGUGGAGCAGUCAGCAGUCCUGAAAGUGCCCAACACCUUCAGGUCCCCUUAUACAACUUACCUAACAGACACCCACCAACUGAAAUGCUGAAAAAUGUAAUGGAAAUUAUUAGUAUUUUAUUCCCAACACAAAUGUAAGUAACUAAGUAAGACUAUGUAACUUUUUUUUAGCUUCUGUCACCACACGUGGUAUUUAAAGGAAGUUGUACUUGCUUUCAUUUCCAAGGAUUCUCCAGUUGCCUUAGAACAUCCUUGUUAGGUGAGCUGAGAAACCUCAGGAAGCGACAAACAUGUGGUACAUUGGCGCUCUUGCUCUGUCAUUAGCUUAGCUGUGGCUUUAACCUUCAUACCAGAAUAAAAACCAAGCUGCUGUGUCCUAUGGAGGCUUAACUCAAACCGGCCAAAAUGUAACUUUUGCUAAUGGUAAUCAGGUAAUUGGUGCAACCAGUAUCUCCCACGAUUCCCCAUUAAGGACAACACAAUGCACAAAUGUGUCAAUGUGGUAUUACUUCUGUGCUGAUCACAGAAACGUACUGAUGCUCUGGCAAAGGAAGGAAAGAAGAUAAUUGCGGUCAUGGCCAGCUAGUAAACAAACAUGUGAACUAUGCAGGUCUACAAGAAAUCUGCAGAUGUUUUAUGAGGAAAUGCUCAGGAAACCUUAGUUAGGUCUAAAGUAUGCAUGCACUGUUUUGAUGAGUAACACUGACUGUAGAGAGGAACUUUGUUUACAUGUAUAUUAAAAAUACACUGAUACAUUUUGUGACUAUGGAAAACCACUAGAUGUUGUUUCAGUGGUACGAGAGAAAUCAACUGGGCUGAACCGUAAAUUCACUAAAACCAAUUUCAUCACCUACCCUUUUCUGAGAUUAAAGAGUGUCCAGCAGAUUUAUGCUGAGUUCUCCAUAAUUAUGGUUAUAUUGACACAGCAGUCGGGAUUAGCUGAGCAGACUCAGCAGAUUCUGUUAGAUGAACCCUUUUCAAAAGCGCAGCUAAGCUAGUCGGAUGCGAGGUGACACAGCAGCAGCUUUAAGUAGGAGCCCCAGCAUGUUUUCUGUAACGUGCUCAUGCACAGCGUGGCGGGGAGUCAUCCCUCAGCCAGCUGAGUUGGUAGUCUGAGGUCCCCUCGACCAAGCCAAGAGGACGAAUCCAUCAUGUGAACUCAAUGACUCGUAAGAGAAUGAUUUGUUUGAUGCUUUCAAAGGUUAAAUAGUCUGGUUUUCAAGAUCUAAAAAUGUAAUUCUAAAUUUGUUACUGCUAUUGGUUCUUUUUGUAUAUUUUAUAGUAUUUUAUAUUACAGCCAUUCUUCUGUUUUGGUACUACAGUGCCUAAAAGCAUCAUGUUUAAUUGGUCGCAGACAUAGAUAUGGUUCUAGAUACCAUAAAUGUGUCUCAUGAAGUCAAUAAGUGCUUAUUGAUUUCCACUUUCCCAAGUCUGACUUUGUUUUGUUUUUAUCCUUGUAAGUUGAAUUUUGAAUACAAAUGUUGGUUUAUAAUGAUCAUUUUAACGGAUAUUCUGUCAUUCUUUUUUACAUAUCCUAAUAUGCAUAAGAAGAUGAAAUGUGUCUUUGGGGUUUACAAGCCAUCUCAAGUAGGGCUUGGGUUUGCUAGGCAUGAAAUAUUGUUGCAUAAAAUCUGGGACAAACCAGCAAGUAUAUGCUGAAAUGCAAACUGAGAAGCCAAGUCCAGUAUCUCCUUCUCCUCCAAUGGAACCCGCUCAGGCUGUCAGUCACUAAAUCUCUGGAGUCAGCUGUCUCUUCAGGCCUCCCCAAAGCCAUUUCAAACUUUAUGAAUCUACUACGCCUCUAUCAGGAUGAGUUAUUUACCUCAAGUGAGUGUAGUUCCCCUUUUUUAAAGUGCCAUUUAGAGCCAUGUUUUUACAUGCGAGUCAACUCUGAAUCCAUUUCAACAACAUGCACAUGUUUGUCACCCACUGGGCCUGGAUUAAAGUAUUCAGUAUAAUAUAAUCAGUCUGAGUGAUGCAUUCUAGAGACUCUGAGGUGUGAUAUUGUUUUGUGGCGGUCGGACUGUGACUGUUGUAUUGAAUGUCUUCAAUUUAAUGUGAGGAACUUUUAACUGGUUCUGUAAUGGUCUAAAUGUAGCACUGAAAUCAGUAGUGAUGCCUCUAAAUUACCUCAAUAGGUGAACUAGACCAUCAGAGAAGAUUAACUAUACAGGUAUAGUUUGAAGAUCUGGAGCAAGGAGGAGAGCUCAGCUCCCAGCAGCAACAUCUCCUCCUCCUGGAGCAGAGUCUCUCCUCGCUCCUCCUCCAUUCCCCACUGGGAGCCAACAGCGACACCACGCUGCUGGAGCCCCACGCAUUAUUGAAGGGCCCGCUGUAACAAAAGGGAUGCUAGGGAGGGCUGAACCAGGACUGAUUGUGGCAAACUGUCAUUUCAAUAAAUUUUAUUUUGUAUAGCCCAAAAUCAGAAAUUUGCCUCACAGGGCUUUACAGUCGUACACAUGUGACAUCCUCUGUCCUGAAACCCUCUCAUCACUAAGGAAAAACGCCCCCAAAGAACCCUGCUCAGUCAAAUGAGAGGUUUUCUGAAGGGAUGCUGGCACUGAAGCACUACCACUUUAGUCCACAAGGAGCACCAGAAUCAACGCAAAAUAAAAGUUCCUUGUAGUAGUAAAGUCAGUAGAUUCCUUUGGGAGAAUGUUCAAACCUCAUAGUUUGUCGUACUACUCGGUGAGAAGCAUUGAUCAUGUAUUCGUCUCUGGUGAUAAUCAUUGAGUCAAAUCUUGAUUAACUUCACGACGUUGCUGAAUCCUAUGCCUUUUUUAUAUCACUUUUUCUCCAUGCUUGGUGAUGAUUUUCAGUAAUUGUUUUGUGCCUGUCACUCCUUACUUUGGCGAUUAGAGGUUUCACACAUCAGUCUGUGAAUGUGGGCUGUUAAAGGACAUUCUAAAGCCCCCGCCAUUCCCGCUGCACCACUACUGCACCAGCCUCAACCUAUGAACGUUUUAUUCCUUUUAGAAAACAAGACUCGCCCCAAAGGAAAGAAGACCGUAAACCUCAAGAAAACUCACUGUGAUAUAAAUGGUCAAAAUCAACCAAAUACCUGAUAACAUGGGAGACCUUUUCAGCUCCUUGUGCCUCUAAUGCCUUUUGUUAUGUAUUGUCAAAUGGAAGCUGAAACAUAAACUUGGUCAGCGAAAGCGAAAAAUAACUUUGACCUGCAGUAAACUAAUGUUUAUGGUGUUUGUCUUCAGUGUAACACUCUCCUCUAGCUCCCUGCAGCCUUUGACCUGUAUGCGAGCUUUGUAUUUACUUCCACAUGUGCAACAUUUGCUGGAAGUUUGAUCUUUGGAUAUUGGACUUGAAAUAAACAUUUAUUUUUAAUUA
Molecule: messenger RNA, 5840 nt
Organism: Gasterosteus aculeatus aculeatus (three-spined stickleback)
Lineage: Eukaryota; Metazoa; Chordata; Actinopteri; Perciformes; Gasterosteidae
Product: signal transducer and activator of transcription 5B
Biological process (GO): regulation of DNA-templated transcription; signal transduction
Molecular function (GO): DNA binding; DNA-binding transcription factor activity
Source: RefSeq, a predicted model, not a curated record